AUGGAUCAGGUAAGUAAUCUAUUUUUUACUUUCUAUUGGUCAUUUUAAAUUUAUGUUUUAUUGCGUUUCAGACUUUAAUUUUGCACAGAAAUUUUUACAAUGCCGGUCACACGCGUUCCCUCAAAUUUCGAUUACACCAAUUGGCCAAUCUAAAAGAUCUUAUCCAACGCAACGAACAAGUCUUAUGUCAAGCUGUAUAUGAAGAUCUCAAAAGGGAUCAUGGCCUUACGAAACAAUUGGAAUUGGCCCAAUGCCUGACCGAAAUUGAUUAUUUUUCGAGGAAUCUGAAACACUGGAUGGAGCCUGAGAGAGUUGAGAAGACGUUAUCUCAAGCCAUGGAUCAGCCGUUUAUUGUCAAAGAACCUUAUGGGACCGUAUUGUUGAUGACCACUUGGAAUUUCCCCAUUUUAAUGUGCUUCUUCCCAUUGAUUCCAAUCAUCGCUGCGGGGAAUACCGUAGUAAUGAAAUGCUCUGAACACUGCCCAGCCUCUGUUACUGUUGUGGAGAAAUUGAUGAGAGAGUACUUCGAUCCGGUAAGCAUCAUUUCCCCUCCAUUGCAAUGCAUAUUUUCAGGAUUACAUCUCAGUUGUGACAGGAGGUCCUGAAGUCGCAUCGGAAGUUCUAAAACACAAAUUCGACAAGAUUAUGUACACUGGGAGUCCCAAUGUAGGUAAAAUAAUCAUGGAAGCCGCCUCCAAACAUCUGACUCCAUGUGUUCUCGAACUGGGAGGGAAAUGGCAAGUAUCAUUGUAUUGUUUCAGUUGAUAACUUUUCCCUUUCAGUCCGGUCGUUGUUCUUCCAGAUACUGAUGUCUCAAUAGCAGCUCGAAGAAUUGUUUGGGCCAAAUUGGUGAACAGUGGCCAAGUCUGCAUCACGGCUGAUUAUCUUCUCGUCCAUUCGGAUAUUCUUGAUCAAUUUAUCGCGGAAUGUCAUAAAGUGAUUACCGAAUUUUAUGGAGAACAUGUUAAAAAUAGCAAGGAUUACUGUAGAAUAAUCAAUGGAUCCCAUUUUAAGUAAGGAACUUAGCACUUUCAAGAGGAGUUAAAACAAAUCUUGGUUCCAGAUUAUGAUGAUGUAAUCUUUUGGUAUUCUAGCCGUUUAAACAACCUUCUUCUUGCCAGUAAAGGCCACGUUGUCCUUCAAUAUGGCCAACCAGACCUCGAGGAUCUGUUUUUUCCUCCGACACUCGUUCAAAUUGGCCUUAAUGAUCCAUUGAUGGCCGAUGAGAUCUUCGGUCCCAUUCUUCCGAUCCUGUCAAUCCAGUCUCUUGAAGAUGGAAUCAAAUUCAUCAAUGCCCGAAACACCCCUCUGGCUGCUUAUAUCUUCUCUAAAUGCCAUAAAAGCAUUGAUAAAUUUAUCCAUCAGGUUCCCUCGGGGGGAAUUGUCGCCAAUGAUCUCCUAGUCCACUUUUUCUGUGAGUUUAUAAUACUGUUAGUUUAUUUAUAAUCCAUACCAGCAUUUGUAAUGUAAUUUUCAUGUUUUUUUAGCCGACACUCUGCCUUUCGGAGGAUGCGGGACAUCUGGUAUGGGGGUUUACAGAGGAAAGCAUGGAUUCGACGAGUUCACCCACCAAAAAGCCGUAAUCAAAAAGGGAUACUUUGGAGAGGUCUUGGCAGAGUAAGAAACACCGCUGAAUGUUUGUUAUCUUCAUUUCAGAAGUCGGUAUCCACCAUUCAGUCAGGCCAAAUACUCGAGAUUGGCCUUCCUUUUGACUCGUCGAGAUUUUCCUCCAAAAAUACUCCGAUUCAUCGGAAAUCACUGGUGUGGAAUCUUGUUUGGAAUUGCUAUUAGUGCGUUACUGCAGGCGAUCAGACAUCGGAUUCCAUUUCUGAAAUAUUAG
Messenger RNA from Bursaphelenchus xylophilus (pine wood nematode), 1840 nucleotides. NCBI's taxonomy places the organism in Eukaryota, Metazoa, Nematoda, Chromadorea, Rhabditida, Aphelenchoididae. The record is from the annotation of a GenBank genome assembly.